Dromiciops gliroides (monito del monte) is the source of this 5630-nucleotide messenger RNA. RefSeq names its product forkhead box K2 (gene FOXK2). Gene Ontology annotation, biological process: regulation of transcription by RNA polymerase II. The record is from RefSeq and is a predicted model, not a curated record. Lineage: Eukaryota; Metazoa; Chordata; Mammalia; Microbiotheria; Microbiotheriidae. Gene Ontology annotation, molecular function: protein binding; DNA-binding transcription factor activity, RNA polymerase II-specific; RNA polymerase II cis-regulatory region sequence-specific DNA binding.
GAGAAAAUGACACAAAAGGGAGCUGAAAAGCAUGUGUUUUGUAGGGGCGAUACCAACACAGGGGAAAGGUGGAAAAGUACUCUGGAGAGUUAAAGGGCUGUCAGGUUUGAAGCAAGCAUAGCUGGUGUUGGAACUUUCUUAAAUAGAGGUUUCAGGGAGGAAGUAUCCAAUUUAUAUUUAGGAGUACCUACUAGUCUUCUAAUUGUGUCAUUUGUGUAAUUCUUUUUUCUCCAACCAGAUUGAAAAUUCCUUGUGGACAGGGACCGCGUGCUAUUUUUGUUGGACCACAGAGUAGAUGUCCAGUGAGCCAAAUAAUAUUUCUUGUGACAGAUAUCUGUGAUUUUCAUAGCUUUGCCACAUGCAUAUCCCAACUGACAUCUAUAGCAAAGGGGGCCAUAACAAUCAGAAACAGGACUAGAGCAAUGAAGGGAAUGGGACUCCUUUUAAUACAAGUUAGCUUUGACAGAAUUUUUGUAAGAAGCAAGAAGCUGAUCCUAGCUGGAAGACAUUUAAGUCAUUCAGUUAAUUAUGUAGAUAAUUAAAUUUCAGUAAUCCCUCCCUUUUUCCAUUUUAAGUUUUGUGACUGUGUAAACCACAGCAGGCUUGUCCCUCAGAUUAUUAAGCUAUCAUUGUGAAAAAAGAGAAUGAUACAUAUUUCCCCCUUUGUCCCUAGAGAUUCUAGAAGGAAAAGCGAUGUACAAAGUGACAUCUAUGAAGACUGCCUUUGAACUGCUAGGAGUCAGGCGGGGUCAAAGCACAACGUGCUCCAAAAAGGCUGGUCCUUCACACCCCAGUGAUUUGGUGGCUAGUGAGACAAAUGCCACUUCCUUCUAUUAGGCCCCUCAGGUCUCAUCCUCGGUAGGUCUAGUGCCCUUUUCUGUGUCUGGGACCUGGAACACUCAGCCACCAUUCAGCUGCCCGAAGGCCACGCUCAGACUAUUCCCUCACGAUGGAGGGUUCAGAGGGAAAAGAAAACAGUUGCCAUGUCUUCCGUCCCCGCAGUGACCUUGAGGGUCUGGCUUCAUGUUUAACGACUACAGUGGCUCCACCCAGGGCCAUGGAGUUAGUCUUUCUUGACCUCGUAGCGCCCUCCCUCCCAGAGCUUGGGGACAGCCACUCUAUCCCUAGCCUGACUGGGGUUUAGUGCAGAGAACCCACAUUCCGAAGCGCCAUGCUCAGCCGCUCCAGGUUUUCCGCGUCUCCGAAAGUCUAGCUUGUUCUGGGGCCCUACAACCGAACCUGAUGGCCGAUGUUUCCUACCAUAGGCUAGCCGUCGAUAGCCCCAUUGCCGUGCUGCAUUCCUAAUGGCGGGAGAAGGCUGUCAGUCACCGGUCCAGAGGGGCGGGACGCCAGCACUGCCAUGCUAAGUUGAGCCUUUCACUUUGCUUCCCUCCCCCCUUUCUCCCCUUCGCUGCCUCCCCCCUCCCCCCUUACCUUCUCACUAGUUCUCUCAUCUAAUCCUCCCCUCUCCCCCUCCCAUUCCCCCUCCCCCUCCCCCUCCCCUCGGUGUGUGCAGCCGCUGUGGCCGGCUGAGUCCGACCACGGGUGCUGCCUCCGCCCGUGGGCUCCGACUCAGGGGCCUCGAGGCUCCUCUCUCCUGCUCGCCCGGCUCUGGGCAGCUUGGUUCCUCCCUCCCACCUUCCAGGCCCCGGGAUGGCGGCGGCGAUGCUCUCCGGCACAGGUUCGGCCCCCCCGCCCGGGUCCGGUGGUGGUGGUGGUGGUGGCGGCGAUGGUGACGGCGGUGGCGGCUGUAGAGGGUCCCCGCCGGGGGGCUGGGCCGUGGCCCGGUUGGAAGGCCGCGAGUUCGAGUACCUGAUGAAGAAGCGGUCGGUGACUAUUGGGCGGAAUUCAUCGCAGGGCUCCGUAGAUGUGAGCAUGGGUCACUCGAGCUUCAUUUCCCGGCGCCACCUUGAGAUCUUCACCCCCCCAGGCGGCAGCCCGACCCUGGUGGCCUCUGGUGCUGAUGAGCAACAAUCUCAGCCUCAGACCCCCGCGCAGCAGCCGCCCCCGCCGCCUCCGCCUCCCCCACCUUCCCAGCACGGCCCCUCGGAGGACCCCGGCACCGGCGGAGACUUCUACCUGCGCUGCCUCGGCAAGAACGGCGUCUUCGUGGACGGCGUGUUCCAGAGGCGGGGGGCUCCCCCGCUGCAGCUGCCCCGAGUAUGUACCUUCAGAUUUCCUAGCACAAACAUCAAGAUAACAUUCACAGCACUGUCCAAUGAGAAGAGGGAAAAACAGGAGGCCCCAGAGUCCCCAGUUAAGCCUGUGCAGCCUCAGAUCACUCCCUUAACAAUAAACAUUCCUGACAACAUGGCUCACCUGAUCAGCCCUCUGCCUUCUCCCACAGGAACUAUCAGUGCUGCAAACUCCUGUCCAUCUAGUCCCCGGGGGGCAGGCUCUUCAGGGUACAAAAUGGGUCGUGUACUACCCACUGACCUACAUUUAAUGGCUGAUAAUUCACAGUCAGAAAAUGACAAGGAAGCUUCAGGUGGAGAUAGCCCAAAGGAUGAUUCGAAGCCUCCUUAUUCCUAUGCACAAUUAAUAGUACAAGCAAUUACAAUGGCUCCUGAUAAGCAGCUUACACUAAAUGGAAUUUAUACCCACAUAACUAAAAACUAUCCAUACUACAGGACAGCAGAUAAAGGCUGGCAGAAUUCAAUUCGCCACAAUCUCUCUCUGAAUCGUUAUUUCAUCAAAGUACCACGUUCCCAGGAAGAACCAGGCAAAGGCUCAUUCUGGAGGAUAGACCCUGCCUCUGAAAGCAAAUUAAUAGAGCAGGCUUUUAGGAAAAGAAGGCCUAGGGGAGUACCUUGCUUUAGAACCCCUCUGGGACCGCUCUCUUCUAGAAGUGCUCCAGCUUCUCCUAAUCAUUCUGGAGUGUUGUCUGCUCACUCCAGUGGAGUACACCCUGAGAGUUUGUCAAGGGAAGGUUCAGUCCCUAUGGAUCCCGAGCCUAGUGCUAUACAACCUAAACUAGCAGUAAUACAGGAAGCUCGGUUUGCUCAGAGUGCACCAGGUUCACCUUUGUCUAGCCAGCCAGUUUUGAUUACUGUACAACGGCAGCUACCACAAACUAUUAAACCAGUCACCUACACUGUUGCAACACCUGUGACCACCUCAACAUCCCAGCAACCUGUGGUACAGACGGUUCAUGUUGUUCAUCAGAUACCAGCUGUAUCAGUCACAAAUGUGACCGGAUUAGCUCCAGCAAACACUUAUACUGUAGCUGGACGCGUGGUCACACAAGCUGCAGUAGUUACCCAGUCCAAGAUAGAACCUCAAGAAAAUGGAGACCACAGAGAAGUAAAAGUUAAAGUAGAACCUAUUCCUGCUAUUAGCCACACUACAAUAGGAGCUGCUAGUCGGAUCAUUCAAACAUCUCAGACCACUCCCUUACAGACAGUUACCAUAGUGCAACAGGCACCUCUAGGUCAACACCAGCUACCAAUAAAAACUGUAACACAAAAUGGGACACAUGUAGUACCAGUCACCACAGCAAUCCAGGGACAGGUCAGCACUGCUGCUGCAAGCCCUUUACAUAUGUUGGCAACCCAUGCAUCAGCAUCAGCAUCCCUGCCAACCAAACGUCAGAAUGGUGACCAGUCAGAGCAGCCAGAACUGAAACGUAUCAAAACAGAAGAUGGAGAAAGCAUAGUCAUCGCUGUGAAUGUGGACACACCAUCUUCAGCAGUGAGGGAAAAAAGCAUCCAAAACUAAAAACUUUGAUUUCUUUUCAUAUUUAAAAAAAGUUUUUUUAAUCAACUCUGUGGUGCCAAAAGGAGACAUUUAACUUAAUACCUAAAAUGUUGGAACACGUUCUCAACCCAAUGGGUAUAUGGGCCCUGUGAUCAGACUUCAAUGUUCAGCACUGAAAAACAAAAAUGAAAACACAGGUGGCCUUAAAACUCAGUAAUUUAAAAACAAAAAUCAAACUAAAAAACACAAACAUCUUGUUCUAAAGGCUGUGACGUCCCCUCCUUACUGAACUAUCUCUGUUGCUGCAGAGUUGGGGAGAGCUGCAGCUUUUAAAUUUAAAUUAAAAAAAAAAACCACUUGAUUAUUUUAAGGACUGAGUAUCUCAGUGUAACGACAGCAUGAUAAGCGCUUAGUGUAAAGUGUUUCAAAUGAUUGUAUAUUCCUUAAAGGGAACAGAGGCAAGGAGCCAUUUCCUCCAUCUUGGCAGCUAGCCUUUCAUAAUGACCUAGCCAGUGCAGUUGUUGAUAGAUAUGCAGUAUUUUGUUGUUCACAUGUGGAAUUUUUGAAGUGUACUUUCAUUUCUUUGAAAAAUAAUGGGGUCUUUUGACAUUUCAAAUCACUCCAUUUAAAUUAUGGAAACUUUGGAAUCACAGUACUUUUCAUGUGAAAUUUAGUUUGGUUAUAAAACACAUGCAACACAAAAAAAGAUGUUUUUUUUUUUAAUUGAUGGAAUGAUUUCCUUAUAUGUGUCCUGUUAAUGUUCACAUGAAGCUACUUUAUUACAUCUGCAAAUUUUUUAUAUUUUAGCAGUUGCCUGAUAAAUUUAAUCCAAUUUUAUCAAAAUGUGUAGUGAUCAAAUGCUUCUUUGGGCUUGCAUGUAACAGAUUAGAAAUUCCAGUGUAAGUGAGCCAUUAACUGAUGUAAAGAACUGCUAUGAUUUUGACCAGAGCUGCACUUAACCAUUUCUCUUUUUUGCUAUCUUUGGCUGUUUGUUUACUUUGUGUUGACUUUGAUUGUCCCUGGCAUAUUUUUCCAGUCUAAGUAAAACAAGUCUCACUUAGUAUCUGUGUAUGUUUAAAAUGACAGAACUAUUCUGCUUCAUUUAGGAAAAAAAGAUACAAUCUUUUAUCACAGGUCCUUUUAAAGAAAAGAUCUUGUCAGAGGUAUAUUCAAUAUUUUUAAGCUUAAAUAUUCAGCACUAGGAGGAAUUAAUCUGACCAUUAUGUUGAUAAAAUGUUAAUAUUUUAAUUGUCCUUAAUUACCAAAUGUCCUAUGCCCUCCUAUUUGGUAUCUCCAUUAAAAGUAGCUGCUGUGAUUUUUGAGCAGACGCUACCUUAUAAUAAAAGGAUUCCUUUUAUAUAAAUAUAUAUAUAUAUAUAUAUAUUUUUAAACAUGUUCUAUAGUUGAGCAUUUAAACUAUCUUACUAAUUCUCUAAUUUGCAGCAGGAGAUUCCAAUCUAUCUUUCCAUUUUGAAUUCAAAACUAAGGCUGAUAUGAUCCCUAAAAGAUAUGAUUAUUUGGGGAAAGGAAGAAAAAAUCAGAAAGAAAGAAGGAUGAAUUAUCAUACCUCAGCCCACAUGCCUUCCAAAAGGAAAAAAGUUCAUGGAUCUCUUGGCAUUUGGUGCCUUAGAGUUGAUUACCAUGGGAGCAGAUGAGACUUUGGCCUUAAUUUUGAAUUUGAGUUGUUUCUGUAAUCAUCAUAACAUUAUCUAUUUAAAUGUAGUACUUCAAUAUUUAAUUACCUUUUUUUAAAAAGGGGAAAAAUAACCCCUGUAUUUUCCUGAUGGACUAAAACGGCUCAGAAUGGUAUAUUUAGGCAGUUUGGGAAACUCAUUAUUUACCUGAAGACCAAAUAUGAUAAAUCUGUACUAAGUAUUGUGUCAAUCCACAAUAUGGGGCUGUCAUAAUGUUACUGCAGACAUACAUAUUAAAAA